Puntigrus tetrazona (Sumatra barb) is the source of this 3315-nucleotide messenger RNA. RefSeq names its product transketolase a (gene tkta). Gene Ontology annotation, molecular function: thiamine pyrophosphate binding; transketolase activity. Gene Ontology annotation, biological process: pentose-phosphate shunt, non-oxidative branch; ribose phosphate biosynthetic process. The record is from RefSeq and is a predicted model, not a curated record. Gene Ontology annotation, cellular component: endoplasmic reticulum membrane; extracellular exosome. The coding region runs from base 772 to 2787 and encodes 671 amino acids. NCBI's taxonomy places the organism in Eukaryota, Metazoa, Chordata, Actinopteri, Cypriniformes, Cyprinidae. The transcript has 15 exons.
ACUAAAAUUAUGGGUUUUAAAGCAUAUAAGUUUAAACUUCUGAUACAAUUUUCUGAGCACACGCCCAGAAAGCAUCUGUCACACGUUAGUGUUAGUACAGAGUUUUCUUCUGAUAUUUCGCUUAAACUGUCAGAUGCACACAAGUUUGUGUGAACAACAAAAACACUCGGUUGUGUCUGUGAAGGUAAACAGAAGAGAAAGAAAUGGCAUGUUAUGUUAGAUCUGUGCAGCAGCGCCUUAAUACAGCAAAGAAAUCAAUAAAUCACUGGCCAUGUUAAAAGUUUGAGCAAAGCAUGCUGUUCUUUUUUAUUUUAUUUUUUAUUUUCAUAUCAAAUCUUCUUACGCACUGCAUGUGUAUCAUUUAGAAAUCCAUUUAGUACCCCCCGAAAAAAACGCACGUGGCAGAGAUACUGGGAAACAUAUUUAUUCUCAAGUCUCGAGAGAUUUCGGGAGAUUUCCCGUGUUCACAGUCCGGGGCUCUAAGGCUGUCCUAAUGUUUGUGGUCUCUCACAUUUCGAAAAUCUUAUAUCUUAGCCUUAGUAAGCUAAUAGCUAAUCAUGUUACAAACUCGACGUCGACGAGCUUAAUUAGUUUGCUAGAUGUUCUCCCAGCAGAACUUUUUUGAGACAUGGAGCAAAUUAGAAAUGAGCUCAUUUAGUGGAUAAAAGUGUCAUCUUAAACACUUAUGUUCUCUGUUUUCGUGUGAAUAGUAAUUAAAAAAAUAUCCCUAAAAGAAAUGAACAUGUUGUCCUCCCUGUCUGCAGUGAGCCGAUGGGUUAUUCCGGAUUGUACCAUGUAACAGCUGGAGAUGAGACGCCUCUAAUGCCGGAGCAGAGCCGGAGCAGCCAUUUGGCGGCCAUUAGACGUGCAGUAGUAGACUUCCUCUGCUCUGCUGAACCUAUGGAGGACUACCACAAACCCGACCAGCAGACCGUGCAGGCGCUGAGGAACAUCGCCAACCGCCUCCGAAUCAACUCUAUCAAAGCCACCACUGCAGUGGGCAACGGGCAUCCAACAUCAUGUUGCAGUGUGGCAGAGAUCAUGUCUGUGCUUUUCUUUCAUACUAUGAAGUACAGGCCGGAUGACCCCAAGAACCCCAACAAUGACCGCUUCAUCCUGUCCAAGGGUCAUGCGGCCCCUGUCCUCUACUCUGUGUGGGUGGAGAUCGGCUUCCUGAAAGAGUCGGAGCUCAUGAGCAUGUGUCAGGUGGACUCCACGCUGGAGGGACACCCCACACCCAAGCAGCAGUUUGUGGAUGUGGCCACAGGCUCUCUGGGACAGGGGCUGGGUAUAGCCUGUGGAAUGGCCUAUACGGCUAAAUACUUUGACAAAUCCAGUUACCGUGUGUACUGCCUGCUGGGGGAUGGAGAGAUGUCCGAGGGGGCCGUGUGGGAGGCCAUGGCCUUCGCUUCCUACUACCAGCUGGAUAAUCUGCUGGCUAUACUGGACAUCAACCGGCUGGGCCAGAGUGAUCCAGCACCACUGCAGCACCAUGUGGAGAAGUACCAGAGACGCUGUGAGGCCUUUGGUUGGCAUGCUAUCAUUGUGGACGGCCACAGCGUGGAAGAGCUGUGUAAAGCCUUGAGCCAGCCACGCCACCAACCCACUGCCAUCAUCGCCAAAACCAUCAAGGGCAAAGGCAUUCCUGUGGCAGAAGAUAAGAUGGGAUGGCAUGGCAAGGUGCUGUCGAAGGACAUGGCAGAGAGCGUCAUGAGAGACCUCCAGAGCCGUAUCCUCAACAGUAACAAGCGCAUGUACCCUGCUUCACCCAUUGAAGAUGCUCCACCCGUAAGUCUGCGCAACGUCCGCAUGCCCAGCGCUCCCAACUACAAACCUGGAGAGAAGAUUGCCACCUGCAAGGCGUACGGGAUGGCCGUGGCCAAACUGGGGCGUUACAACGAGCGAGUGGUGGCUAUGGAUGUCGACACCAAAAAUUUCACCUACUCUGAAAUCUUUAAAAAUGAGCAUCCCAACCGCUUCAUUGAGUGUUACAGCGCAGAGCAGAACAUGGUCAGCGUCGCCACAGGCUGUGCCGCACGUGAGCGAAACAUCGUGUUCGCCAGUGGCCUGGCCACCUUCUUCACCCGCGCGUACGACCAGCUCCGCAUGGCCGCCAUCUCAGACAGCAACAUAAACCUCUGCGGUUCCCACUGCGGCCUGUCUGUCGGAGAGGACGGACCGGCCCACAUGGGGCUGGAGGACAUGGCUAUUUUUAGAGCCAUCCCCACUGCCACCAUUUUCUACCCCAGUGAUGCUGUGUCUGCUGAAAAGGCUGUGGAGCUUGCAGCCAACACAAAGGGGGUUUGUUACAUCAGGACCACCCGCCCAGAGACCACCAUCAUUUACAACAGCAACGAGGACUUCCAUGUCGGCCAAGCCAAGGUGGUGUGCCAGAGUAAGGAAGAUCAGGUUACAGUGAUCGGAGCCGGAAUGACCCUCCAUGAAGCUCUGGCUGCAGCUGAGCAGCUCAAAAAAGAGAGGAUUUACAUCAGAGUGAUCGAUCCCUUCACAAUCAAACCCCUGGAUGCCAAAACCAUCAUCGACCAUGUGCGUGCCACCAGGGGUCGUGUCAUCACGGUUGAGGAUCACUAUUAUGAAGGUGGCCUGGGAGAGGCGGUGUGCUCCGCUGUCGUGAAUGAGCCCGGCUUCACUUUCCAGCGUCUGGCUGUCGCUCACGUUCCCCGCAGCGGCAAAAUGUCCGACCUGCUCAAAACCUACGGCAUCGACCGCGACUCCAUCGCACAGCUGGUCAGAAAGAUGCUCAGCAGUUCGGCCAAUGCCAAGUGAACCUGUUCGCUUUGCCCCGCCCACUCCACCCAGAUCGAUGAAAUAACCAGCUCCACAAACACUGUGUCACAUGACUCCUCCUCUUCAGAUCGUGGCCCCUCCCUCCACCUCGUUCACUGUGAAUGACCCCACUGUGAGUAUAAUAGUAAUGUGAGAUACUGUACGUGAUGUACUUUUUUGAAGUAACCUUCACAUUCUGUUUAUUUCCUUACAAAUACACUGACAUUCAACAGUUUGAGGCAAUCGUUUAAUCAUUCAUUCUUUUAUUCCGAAAGGAUGCAUUAAAAUGAUUUAAAGUGACAGUAAAGCCAUAAUGUUUCAAAUAAACGCUCAUCUUUUGAAUUACAUAUUCAUAAUGAGGAAACUGAAUCUGCAAAAACACCAAGUAGCACAAUUUUGUAGUAAAUUUUGCAAUUAAUUACAAAGAAACAGUAUUUUAAAGUAUGAAAAGUAUUAUUUUAGACCUGAGUCGUUUUAUUUUCUCGUAAACCUCUUAAACGUUUAUUUACAACUUAGAAAGAUUUGUGA